Penaeus chinensis is the source of this 1905-nucleotide messenger RNA. Its product is annotated as solute carrier family 22 member 2-like. The record is from RefSeq and is a predicted model, not a curated record. Gene Ontology annotation, biological process: transmembrane transport. Bases 206 to 1813 code for a protein of 535 amino acids. The transcript is spliced from 13 exons. Gene Ontology annotation, cellular component: membrane. NCBI's taxonomy places the organism in Eukaryota, Metazoa, Arthropoda, Malacostraca, Decapoda, Penaeidae. Gene Ontology annotation, molecular function: transmembrane transporter activity.
CGGAGGUGACUUGGUGUUACGAGUGUGCCGAAGAAUCACAACCAUGUUAAAAUAAACGAGAUUUGUUUCAAGCCAGACGGAGACACAUUGCCACGGUGCUUCUGGGACGAGGAUAAGGAUAAAGAUCUCGAUUGAUUCUUUUGUGAGAUUCGCUCGACAGCGCCCUCCUCGCCGCCCUCUCUCUCCUACGGCCGCUGCUGACAGAAUGGCGAGCGAAUUCGACGAGCUGUUGACGCGCCUGGGGACUGGCAGGUGGAACUUCCUCUACUUCAUCGCCACGUCAUACUGGUACUUCCUGAUUCCCCCACAGACCUUCAGCGGCGUGUUCCUGGCCCCCUCCGUCAACGUGACCUGCCGCCCAUCCGACCCCGACUCCGCUCUCCGUGUGGCAGAAGACUCCUGCAGUUACUUCGUGAACAAGUCAUCCGGCGGCGUCGAAGAAAUACCCUGCACAGAAUGGAUCUACGACGACUCCAUAUAUUCAAGCACCCUCACCUCUGAUUUCGGUUUGGUUUGCGCCGAGGCCUACAACAGGGCUACGUACCAGAGUAUCUACACCUUUGCUACGAUCUUCAGCUCCAUCCAUGCAGGCUACUUAGCUGACAAAUUCGGGAGGAAGCCGGUCGUCCUCAUAACCCAGGUCAUCUACGCAGCCACGGGAAUUGCCAUGUGCUUUGCCAACAGCUUCCCGCUCAUCCUCGGCCUCCGCUUCGCCAUGGGCUGCGUCAGCCUCCCUACCAUCUACAUCUUGACCAUGGAAGUGUGCGAGGUCAAGUACCGCUCGGUCGUCGGCAUCCUGACGGGGCUGCCGUGGGCCUUCGGCACCAUGGCGUGGGGGGGAAUGGCCUACCUCAUCCGGGACUGGCGCUGGCUGCUGUUCUCCGUGUCGCUCCCCACGCUCCUCGUGCUGCCGCCGCUCUUCUUCAUGGACGAAUCCCCUAGAUGGCUGAUCGUCAAGGGCCACCACGACCGGGCCAUCAGGGUUCUGCAAAGGGCCGCUCGCUGGAACGGAGUCUCCCUCCCGCCUUCCGAGGAACUGAGGAAAAUCGUGAUGAGUAUCCAGGAAGAGACGGAGAACGAAACGAGAAAUAAUGAGAGAGUAAAACACAAGAGAAAUGUGUGGUCUUUCCUGAAGGUGCCGACACUUUGCAGCACUCGCCCCAUAAGGACCAUCACUAUAAUCUUCAGCCUAAACCUCUUUAUCUCCGCCCUGGUCUUCGGCGGACUCAACCUGAGUGCCGCCAACUACAGCGCCGAUCCUUUCAUGUACACCGUGCUUGGGGGGCUGAUGGAAGUUCCUGGGUACUCGCUGACGGCGCCCCUCAUCAACCGUGUCGGGAGGAAGUGGCCGACGAUCUUGGGGUAUUUCAUGAGCGGCGCCGCCAUCUUUCUGCUCGUGUUCGUCCCCUCGGAGAUGACGUGGCUUGUGAUGACCCUUGCAAUGGUGGGGAAAAUGUGCAUCAGCGGAGCUUUUAUGAUCAUUAUUGUCUACAUGUCUGAGAUGUUUCCGACGGAGGUGCGUCUACAAGGCGUCGGGGUGACGGUUAUGGCUUGUCACGUUGCGGCCACGAUAGUGCCCUUUAUUACGGAUUAUUUGGGUCCCUUCUUCCCCUGGGCUCCGUCGGUCAUCUUCUGCGUCUCCUCCGCCGUGGCCGGGAUAGCGCUCCUGCCUCUCCCGGAGACGUUGGGCGCCCCGAUGCCCGACACGGUUCAGGAGAUGCCCGACGUCGGCCGCUGCAGGAAGUACCGUCGGCAGGAGGGGAAUUCCAGUCUCUGUAUCGUGAACAAGGGAGAAGAGAUGGAGGCGAAGUGAGGAAAGAGAGAGAGAAAAAAAGAAGAGCAAAAAUAGAAAUAAAGUAGAAACAAGAGGAAAAGAGAAGAAGGAAUACGAAACAUGGGUGAGAG